AUGUCGCUCACCGACUCUGAACUCGAGCUGGUCAGCUCGCAACUCCAGCGAGAGAACGACGACAUACCCGAGGAGCCCGACAUGAUCCUCUCAUCGGAUGUAGAGAAUGGGCCGACAUUCGCGCCUCCCCCACGGAUCGCUGCCCGAUUCUACAGACACGCGAACAAUCGCCGCAAGUCGUCCGCUACCUCAUCUCGCCGGAACUCCCUCUCCUCGACACACUCGCACACGUCGAACCGCUCCUUCCGAAACAGCUGCCAGAGCCACCAUAUAGCCCAGCACCUACGCCGCGCCUCCAUCCUCGAGGACCGAAAAGCAAGACUGGCAGACCGGGCUGCCCAUGCUGAGCAGGUGCGAUUGCGUGCAGCAUUGGCCAAGGCCACACCGCGCGUUUCAAACAGCGAAGAGAGAGCGUUGGCUGCACAACAAGCUCGCGAACGACAUCUGGCACAGGUGGCAGCAUCAUGCGCCGAGGAAGUUAGGAGAGCCAAGAAGAUUGCAGAAGACAUGAAAGAGCGCAAGGCUGCGGAAGAGCGACGGUACCGAACUGAGAUGGAGGAGAAACUGGCGGACGCUGAGAAGCGAAGACUCGAGUACAAACGUAACCCACGAAGACCGAGGACUGCCAGCUCGCCCUCAGCUGAUACCAAGACACCAACCGAGCGACCAGUUGUGACUUCAGAAGCUGCUGCGAAGAGAAUACAAUCUGCGUGGCGAGCCAGAACCCGGAAGAACAUUGUGGAUGCGUGGCUUAAGCUUGGGUUAUCUAUCGAGAUGGUCAGCGAAACCAGUUUCGAGGUCAUCACGGUCCUACUUGCAGACGAGAAGCUGCUAAAGACGACGGAGAAGAUGAUGACUCUGUUCGUCCUGCUGCCAGAUCCAGACCCGGUAUCUCGCAGCACAGCCGUCAGGACUUUUCUCUCUGCGUACCUCAUCCUAGGACAUCCGGCACACGUAUUCAGCCGGGAUGGUGACCAGGAGCAGGACCUCAUUACUAAAGCUAAAGACCUCAUCAUUUCGUUCGAGUCUGCCUUGACGAAACUGACAACCUUCAACUACUAUACUCCUUCCCCGACCCGAACAGAGACUGUCUUGUUAGCCCACGGUGCGUUCCUCACCGCUUUCAAUGAUUGGAAGGCCCGAGACUCGUCGGCCCUUGUCGAGACUAUGGUCGCUUCCUUUGUCAGUCUUGACGAGAUUUGGCAGAGUGUAAAGGACGCGACUGUCGACGAGGUCGCGAAUGAAUAUAGGAACGGCAUUCGGGACAACCAGGCCAUCUUACUAAGUAAGAUCAAGAAGCUGGCUGGACCUGACAAGGCCCUGAUGUUGAUCAGAAAGGCCAUCCGUGAAAGUCGAAGGUCCCGACCAAAGAAGAAGCCUGCAGGAGAGACAGUACGUCCUCGCGUUGCCAUCGACUCAACUCCAGACGCUUCCAACGCUGCCGAAACUGCAGCUGUGCAAGCCGAGGCUGCUUCGGAACUUGCAGCGUCGGGCCACGAAGGCCGUCAUGGUCCUACCACGCAAGGUCACCAGGCCCAGUCGUUGUCUAAAGUCUUUACUGUUGUACCCGACAAUCGCAUUUUGGUCCAUGAGCUUUCCAUCGACAAGGAGUAUCGGAUUGAUGCAUCGCCAACAGCUGACCUGAGAGAUGCUCUGAACCGCGAGCUUUGCAAUGCCAUGCAAAAGGGUUUCGAGGACGGCGACAGUGCAAACUGGACUGCUGCGAUGGCGGAAAACAUCCGUGGGAAGCUGCUACGCUUGCUGAAGGCUGGCAACUCGAUGCACACGCUCAUCUCUGAGACGCUGGAUCCCGAGCUCAUCAAUCGGCAGUGCAACCAGGGUCUUUUCUCUUACGGGAAGUUCUUCGGUUUCAUCGCUAAUAUCCUUCCCAAGCUUUGCGCUCCCUUCCGAGACGCACAGGUUCAGGCAUUGGCCGAGGAGCUCCAAGAGGAGGGCGAGUUACCAGAGAUGGUUGAGAAACUGUUCAAGCUUCUUCACGUCAUCGAUCUUCUGUCGUUGGAUUACUCAAACUUCCUCCUGAUGAACGCGGCACCAACGCUAAUCAAGGAGGCCACCGGUUACGAGCAGCGCAUGUUUGCCCAAGAUCUGGAAGACAGCAAAAUCACCUUGGAUCGGACUCGGAGAUGGUGGCACAGCGCGGCUGUCAAUAUGCAUACUGAGGCCGACCGACGGGAUCCUUGGAGUCAAGCGAAUCCCAUGAACCGCCCUACAGCGCAUAAAAUUUAUGCACGUGGCCUCGUCGACCUCGCAAUAGCCGCGCCGCCGCUUAGGGAGUCUGAGUUGCCGGAAACGCUCGAGCUCGAUCGCGCACGCAUAUCGCGGAUCCGCGAAGACGCCCUGCGGAUCACUACCAUCGGCGGUAUCUUGCUCACUGCUAAGAACCUCCUCAAACGCGAUGUGCGGUCACAAUGGAAGUCGGAGGCGAAUAAGAUGUGGCUAGUGCUGAAGGACGGGUACCUCAAGGACGCGGCCACUCCAGCCAAGAUAUCCUCGUUAUUGGAAUCAUCGCACAACAUGCCUCCUUCAACACGAGCUCAGCUUUCGUCCACGGUUACGCGUUUGUUGACCCAAGCUGAGUCGGGCAAGUUGUCCGAUCCUGUUCUGAAGGUUCUUUUCCAGCGCCUCAAAACGCAUAUUUUCAACCGCGUAUCAGCUAGUAGCUCUGGUGAGCGCGUCAAGGCAGCUAGUACAGCGACUGAGGGGCUGGCUGCGACUGGAUUACCAGAGUUUGUUUCGCAAGUCGCCGAGAUCUGCGAGCAGCUGGGCAAAGUUGGCGAGGUUGACCGCAAGUGUCACGGCAAGUGGUACGAGGAGAUUGCAGAAGAGAUGGACACAUUGGGUGUAGAGGGUGAGGAGUUGACCAGAUCCUCGAGCAUUGAGAGUGAAGCUGCUGGGUCGAGCUCUUCUUCGUAA
Molecule: messenger RNA, 2934 nt
Organism: Cucurbitaria berberidis CBS 394.84
Lineage: Eukaryota; Fungi; Ascomycota; Dothideomycetes; Pleosporales; Cucurbitariaceae
Exons: 1
Coding region: 1-2934 (977 amino acids)
Source: RefSeq, a predicted model, not a curated record